Messenger RNA from Haliotis rubra (blacklip abalone), 291 nucleotides. Its product is annotated as dynein light chain 2, cytoplasmic-like. The transcript has a single exon. The record is from RefSeq and is a predicted model, not a curated record. Gene Ontology annotation, cellular component: cytoplasmic dynein complex. The coding region runs from base 7 to 276 and encodes 89 amino acids. Gene Ontology annotation, biological process: cilium assembly; microtubule-based process. NCBI's taxonomy places the organism in Eukaryota, Metazoa, Mollusca, Gastropoda, Lepetellida, Haliotidae. Gene Ontology annotation, molecular function: dynein light intermediate chain binding; dynein intermediate chain binding.
GAGACCAUGACUGACAGAAAAGCUGUCAUCACGAAGGCUGACAUGAGCGAGGACAUGCAGCAGGACGCUAUUGAUAGCGCCACUCAAGCUUUGGAGAAGUACAGCAUUGAGAAGGACAUCGCUGCAUACAUCAAGAAGGAGUUCGACAAGAAGUACAACCCCACAUGGCAUUGUAUUGUCGGCCGCAACUUUGGCAGCUACGUCACCCACGAGACCAAGCACUUCAUCCAUUUCUAUCUGGGACAGGUGGCCGUUCUCCUCUUCAAAUCAGUUUGAGCAAUGAACAAUGAA